UUGUAGACGCAGCCAGUGUAACGAAUCCAAGCCCUCGACGCUCCUCGGCAAUGGAGGCGCCGCCAGUGUGGUGCUGGGAGCCUCUACGGCAAGAACAAAACUAGCUGCUGUCCUAUCGCCGGAAACCAUCGCUGCAUGCAGACAAAGUCAAAGUGUGUGUGACGCGCACUUCAACUUUUUUUGCAGUUGCACAAGAGAAGACGACGCAGAUCAAGGUGGAAGAAGCUUUGCUACUGACGCCCGUACGCAAUUUGGAUACAAAUCCAGGAGUUGGCAGGGGCCCUUGGAAGUUUGUGAUUAUGUGGCACUAGCUGAUGAAGCCGGCCAAAUCAACAGUCGCAGCGGCGCUCCUCGCGCUGCUCCUUGCCCUCGGCGCGGCGCAGCAGACGCUGGACGAGUCGGAAUGUCCGCCGGACACCGCCAUCCUGCCUUGCAGGUGCCGUAUGAGGGACCCCUCGUCGGAAAUUCAAAUCUGGUGCAGCCACAGCGACCUGCCCAGGGUGAUGGCCCCGUUGAGGGCCAUCGCUGAAAACAAGCCAGGCGCCAAAAUAGAUGAACUGAUUCUCGAAGGCAACCAGUUCCAGGACCUGCCCGAUGAUUCCUUGCAAGGUCUCAGCGUGGUUCGCCUCAUGCUCAGGGAGAACUCCCUCGAAAGGUUGGCGGCUUCCGCCCUUUUCGGACAGGAAAAAGCCCUGACGGAAUUAUACAUAGUUGAGCCCAAACUUAAUCACUUGGCUGCGGAGAUUUUCAGUCCUCUCAUAAAAUUACAAGCAAUAACAAUGCAAACUCCGUUUUUGAGGAGGCUCCCAAUAAUAAAGCAUUUGCCAGAACUAAAAUAUUUGAGAAUCGAAGACAAAGAAGUGGGCGCGUGGAGAAAUUUGGUGCUGAUCGACCUUCCUGAACUGCAAGACUUGCACCUCACCUGCGGCGAAAGAGGACUAGGUCUGGAUAAAUUGGAAACGGGGAUGAUUCAGGGCACCCCUAGACUGCAGACGGUAGAAAUCACUAAGUGCGGCCUGGCGUGGGUUCAUCCGCACGCUUUCACCUCCACUUCCCAGAAAAUUGAGUCCAUCGAUCUAUCUGACAAUUAUUUGGACGACGUGGGACAGAUUGCAUUGGCCGUGAGAGAAUUGCCAAUGCUCUCGGAAUUAAAGUUGGAUAGAAACAACUUCAGAGGACUACCGGAAGGGUCCCUGGUAUCUCUGAUGGGACUUCGAUACUUGUCUUUGUCCGGUAAUCAAAUCAGAGAGGUCGGACCGGGAGCAUUCCACAUACUGCCCAACCUGGAAGUGCUUGACCUGAGCAACAAUAAUCUGAUGAGGCUGCACCCUCAGGCAUUCACCCCAAGAGCAGCACCGAGAAUGCAGGAACUCAACCUCGCACGCAACAGUCUUGGACACUUGGGAGAGGUUCGACCUUGGAUGGCUACUUUGACAUCACUAGUGCGUUUAGACGUGAGUGAAAAUGGAAUCAACGAACUGGCUUGGGCAGCUUUGGGGCCUCAUCCGAAUCUAGAAAGGCUAAACUUGGACGGAAACCGAAUUCAAAUGGUGCGAAGAGACGCUCUUAGCGCUCUGCCGGCCUUGAUUGACUUAAAAAUGAGAAACAACUCGAUAGAUGAAUAUUUAUUGCUGGAAAGAGGUUCACCAUGGAAUUUACCUAGCUUAAAGGGACUUGAUUUGGGCCAAAAUGGUGUGCGGUUUUUGGACGCUCGUCUUUUGGCAGGACUUCCAUCCCUUCGUCGUUUAGACUUAAGCCAAAAUUUGUUAAAUGAACUGCAAGGGUCGCCUUUCUCUCCGUCACCUAUGAUCGAGCACCUCAACCUUUCCUACAAUGGUCUGCAAGCUUUACCGCAAGCGUCUCUGAGUCCUUUGAGAGCAAUUUACGAAAUGGACAUCAGCCACAACAAGCUUUUGUCCCUGCCAGUAACGCCUGGACGAGCUCUUGAUCAAAUGGGCGUUUUGAACAUCGAAGGCAACCAACUGGGAACAAUUCCUGAGGGUUGGACUUCUGGACAGUCUACGCACACCCUUCAAUUGAGCGGUAACUCUCUUAGGUCGGUUCCCCGUCUCAACUUGCCAGGCCUAACAAGGCUCGACAUCAGCCGCAAUUUGAUUUCUAGAAUGGACUUGGAAACUUUGUCCUCAGCCAGGGAACUUGUGUAUCUCAACGCCUCGCACAACGAGUUGGACUCUUUCCCGUCUGGACUUCGAGGAUUGGCGUCCCUACGCGAGUUGGACUUGAACGACAACCGCCUGUCCUCACUGCCAGCGCCGGAGGUGCUUGGGUCUCUUCAGUCCCUUCGCAUUUUGCGGCUGGCGAGGAACCAACUGACGCAACUUCCAUCCGACUCGCUGCACGGGCUUCCAAGACUAACUUCUUUGGCCUUGUCUGAAAAUCGGAUCAAUGAAAUCGAUCGGAGCGCCCUGGCCGACUUGCCUUCGUUGGCGGAACUCGAUUUGUCGAAAAAUGCAAUUUCAGCCCUGCCGAGAGGAGCCUUUUCGCAAAUGCCAUCGCUCAGGGCCGUUUCUUUACAGGGAAACGCAUUAGAGGAAUUCCACGCUACCGCAUUUGAGGGUGCCCCCCGUCUUUUGCUGCUUGAUCUCAGCCACAAUCACAUUCAGCACGCAGACUGGGGUCGCAACACUGGGGCCAGGUCGUUGAAACCGACCUCAAAGGAAAUCGACCUGCUCCCUGCCGCAAUGCCUGGACUCGAGGUGUUGGACCUGAGCCACAAUCGAUUGCGCACUUUGGAAGACGCAGGGGUCACCAACCUCCCCUGGCUGGUCGAAUUAAAAGUCAACAACAAUGAGAUUUGCGGAAUUGGGGAGAGAUCUCUGGAAGGCUUAUCAAGGCUGCGUGUUCUCAGUUUGAGAAACAACAAGGUCAAAAUGAUGCAAGAAAGAGCCUUCCGAGCCCUACGAUCCAAUAUGGUGCACUUGGAUGUGGCGGGCAAUCCUUUAUCGUGCACAUGCGGUUUGAUGUGGUUCCAAGAGUGGAUCGACGUUGAGCCGCGUCUGCAGCCCCACAUCCACGCUUCGGAGUCGCCUAGGUGUGCCGACGGGUCUCUCCUCCGUGAGGUUGCCCUUUCGAGGUCUCUCUGCCAGGAAAAGCAGCAACGUGACGGAGAAGACCUACUCGCGAAAUGCCUCGAAAAGAAUCCAAAUUCUGUGAGUGCUUAUGAGAGUCACGAGAAACCAAGCAACUCACCGUUGACCUCCCCUGGACAGCCUGGACGUCCAUAUUAUGAUAACCAACCAGGUCAGGGGGUGCCAGACGAUUUUUAUGACGACUUUGUGGACUACCCUCAUGGCGGUGGCUCAGAAAACCUGCAGCAAACGACAACGCAAGGGCCUCCAGCUCCGCAGCCAAUUGACUCUACACCGACCGUUUCUCCGCAGUCGUCGUCUCACUACACCCCUGGCGACACUCCAACAUUCUACGCGGGGUCUAUCAACCUUACUAGCCUCAACCCUCAACCACCACCUCUACCAAAUAACGGACCAUUCACUGUGUUUGGCUACCCAUUGCCAAGCAUCUCUUCUUUGUGGAACAACGGAAACCCUCCAGCAAAUGGAAUUGGCAGAACUUCAGCAAAGCGACUUGAAACCAGCGGCCAAAAUAACCAGGCAGGUCCGAAACUCUUCGAGGAGGGUUUCGUCCCUUCCGUUGGUCCCCAGAGGCCACCGUGGGUGUUUUCAGAGUCAAACGAGACGUUCAAGUUCCAGCAGAAAGAAUUCCACAAACAGGACCACAAACUAAAAUUCCCAGCGCCGACCGUCAACAGCAAGGGUCCCUUUGACUACAGAGGCUCUCUGCCGAUAAGGGACGACCCUCCGCAAGCACCCCUAUCCACUUCCAGCCCAGUGCCGCAACCUCUGAACCCCACGGUCGUGCAAAAGGGCGUCCUUCCUCUAGUCUUUGCUGAGGCAGACCAAAUACCAAAGACCCAAGAGAUGAGAACGACCCUGAGACCUACUGAUGCGACGACCACCCCUGACUUCAGCAAACUUUUCCCGCAAGAAGACGAUUACCAGUCAGGUCCUUCGUACCCUUCGGGCGAAGAGUACCCCACAGGCGGAGCAAACAACUUCACCCUCUCCUCAAAAGGCAGUCAGGACAACUCAAGUCUAGCAAACCAAGUGCAAAACUCAAACAACGCCCCCAGUUACAAAGAGAAAAUGCCAGAGGUGCCAAAAAGCAAAAAUUUCUCUUACAUUGAACAGAAGGUGACAAACACGACUUCAAGUAAAACGUACACCAUCACCUCUAACGAAAUUCGAAACAAAAUCCCAGUGAUCCCGCCCUCAGCCAACCCCUUGGAGAACACAAUUGUCCACCAAUUCCCAACCUCAGCUGUCGGGUCAGUGGUGCCUACUGUUCCACCCACUGCCGGAGGACACCAAAGCAGCAGGGCAACAAUCACCAAAGUGGAAAAUUCGAAAAACCAGCAAAAUAAGUAUGUGACCGUCCCGACUCUUCCACCAACUUCAGAGCCUACGAUGACCACAGUGCACUCCUGGUACUACAGGGACUACAACAAGACGAAUCUUGAGCCUUUCAGGGGAGAGUAUUUGCAAGAUUUGCCAUUGCCAUCUGGCACUACUGCAGUCCGAGGUAUGGCCUUUGUAAUGGCCACGUUAUCUGCGGGACUAUUAAUAUUUAUGUACUGAUCGAUGCACCAAAUGAUUCACACGAAUCUCUUAUUAUGAAUUUAAAAUAAAAUAGUUAAUUAUU
This is a messenger RNA of Neocloeon triangulifer, 4737 nucleotides long. RefSeq names its product protein artichoke (gene atk). The coding region runs from base 315 to 4673 and encodes 1452 amino acids. NCBI's taxonomy places the organism in Eukaryota, Metazoa, Arthropoda, Insecta, Ephemeroptera, Baetidae. The transcript is spliced from 15 exons. Gene Ontology annotation, molecular function: protein binding. The record is from RefSeq and is a predicted model, not a curated record.